Drosophila ananassae is the source of this 1413-nucleotide messenger RNA. Its product is annotated as magnetosome-associated protein MamJ. Bases 167 to 1261 code for a protein of 364 amino acids. NCBI's taxonomy places the organism in Eukaryota, Metazoa, Arthropoda, Insecta, Diptera, Drosophilidae. The record is from RefSeq and is a predicted model, not a curated record. The transcript has 3 exons.
GUAUAUAAAUCUAACGCGCUGCUUGGUCAGACAUCACUUCUUUGGUGGAAACUUCAGUGUCAAGUUUAGCUCCUGUCGUGAUCAGUGCAAACAUCCUUUUAUAUCGUCCCUACCGCCCGUUUGUGGAUUUAUUCAAGAGUCGCCUUCAAUACCACCAACCGAAAACAUGAAGUUCAGUACUGCCUUGGCUCUGCUGGUGAUCGCCGGCAUCGCCGCCACUGGCGACGCCCUCCCGGCACGGAAGAACCGGCAAUACCUCAUUCCAGGAAUGGUAUACUACCAGCAGCCUGCCGCCGCCGAGUGGUAUGGCUCCGCCCCCCAGCAACGUAUCAUGUACAUGCAGUACGUACAGCCAGGUCGUACCCACGCCCGCUCUACCCAAGCGGCCAGCGCGCUCGUGGCCGGCGAAACUGUCGCCACCGGAACUUACUUAAGAGAUUGCAAUCACGCAGAAUCUGAGGUCAGUGCCGAGGCAGUUCAGGCAGAUGAUACCUUAACCGCUGCUGGUGCCCAUAGUGCCACAUCCGUUGCCGAGGCAUAUCCAGACUCUGAGCCCGUCGUCCAGGUUUCCAUCAAUGCCGACGUAGCACCACAGGUCGAAACCGAGGCUGAACCUGCCCCAGAAUCGAACCCCUCAGAGAACGAUGAUGCCUCUAAGGUGCCCCGCGAUCUUGUGUUUAAUGAUGAGGAAGUUGCUGCCGCUGUACCCGCUCCCGGCCCCGUUGCUGACGAGGAGUCUAUUGUUGCUCCUGUUGCUGUUGAGUCCGAACUGCCCGCACCUAUUGCUCCAGUAGCCAGCGUAGUGCCCGCCAACCGAUACCUCCCCGCCAAGAAGAAGGUAAUCGUCGAGUUGGACCAGUCGCCAGAGGAGGAUGAGGAGCCCCAGGCCGCGGCUUUUGAAGAUGAACAAGAAGUUGAGAACGCCGUGUCUGACGAUGUCGAAGAAGACGAAGAGGAGCUAUCCGUUCCCGUGAAGCCAGUCAAUCCCGUUCGCGUGCCCAACGCACGUCGCCCUGCAGUUAAAAAACCCGUGAAAGCUGCUCCGGCCGGAGGAAAGCCCGCCAAAAAGCCAGCCGCUCCUCUGCCAGCCGGCACUUUCUUUCCCAUUGACUUUGGAGGCACCAACGGAGGGGCUAUUGCCAUCGCGAAUUCCUUCAGUACCGGUGAGGGCGGAUCCGCCACCAGCCACGCCAUCGCUUACGGUUCCCCCGAGUCGGCCUCACGCCGUGUGCGUCCCAAUCCCAGCAAGUUCCGCCACUAAGCCACUAAGAGUCGAUCUUCAUCCGUAUCUUGCUCGCGCCCGCAUCUUGAAAAAGGCACUCGAUUCUAUAAAGUUCACGCAGUUAACCUGUAAACUAUUAGCAAAAUUGUACAUCUUUUGAAUGUUUUCAAGUAAAGUUCUUCCAAGUAAAA